AAUUAAAGCAGAGCAGGAGAUCUAAGCUGACCCCUGAGAUCCAGUUAAUCAUUAACCUGCCUGUCAAAUUUAUAGCGUACAGUGAUGCAGGCAGACAGCAUUUCUCUCAGUCUCUGCUCUUACACACACACUUCUCAUCAACAUGCACACCUGUCACAACUCCUACAACAGGCCUCCUCUGGUCUCAGAGAGUAGAAGUCAGGGUCAACCGCAAGGCCAGCACGUGAGAAACGGAGAGGACUCCUCUCAAUCAUCAAACAGGGACCUCCACUGCCCAGUGUGCUUACAGUCAUCCAUCUUUCCAGUGGAGACAAACUGUGGGCAUCUGUUCUGUGCUCCCUGUCUCAUAUCUUACUGGAAACACGGAUCCUGGUUAGACGCUAUCAGCUGUCCUUUGUGCCGGCAGAAGGUGAGUGUGAUGUCUCAUCUCUUUGGUGAAGGCAGACUGGACAGGAAGCAGACAGAGGUGCUGGACCACAUUAGAGAUUAUAAUAAACGCUAUUCCGGCGCACCACGGAGGUUGAGUGAUUACCUGUGUGAUGCUCCUCUAAUCCUGCUGCUCAUAUUCCGGACUCUGGGGAACAUGGGCGGACUGGUGUGGCUCUUCCUGCUCAGGGUGGCAGUGUGUGGAUUCGGGGCUGCUGCCUCUCUCGUCUCCCCACUGGAGGCCGUUUCUGGACCCUUCAAUGGGGCGGUGGGGCUCCUGGACGACCUGGCGGUGGUCUUCCUCCUCCUCAUCUCAAUUCUUAACAUCCACCAGCAGAUGGGAGCAGAGAGGACACCCAGAAGAAACACAGUCACACAGGGAAUUCUGACAGACACGCUAUAAACGGGAGGACAAAGGACAACUGGACUGAUAAGCAGGAUAAAUGAACUCUAUGGUAGUAUAGGGGUCCUGCUGGGCUGCUACACAAAGAUGGUUUACAGCAUACAAGCUUUUAAACUGGAGUAUAAGUGUAUAAAUAGCAACACUGCGGUCUAGAUGUCAGUUUCAAAUGAUAUCUGCACUCUACAUGUAUAUUGCACUACCAAUACCCUCCAGAACAGACUGUGAUACAAGCCAGAGCUUUUUAACGAAACUUGAGAUACCUACAAUUAAAAAAAAAAAAAAACAAAACAAAAAACAGGGUCAGUUAUGCCUUUACAGCUUUUACAUUUGUCCUACUAAUUCCAUGGGAACUUGUGACCAAAACCAUAAAACUGCCCUCUAUUUCAGUUUACGUGGCUUGUAUGUCAUUAGCAUUUUUGACAAGGGUAUUAUAUCUUUAACGUGUAAAAUGUUUAACAUGUCUUUCACUGAUGUACUUCUGAUAAUAAUGUAUACAAUCCUAAACAUAAAGGUGCUUCAAGAACUUACUUGACUAAUCCUACAGAUAAACCACUUAUUUCCCAAAAAGAACCAUGUUUCUUAAAUUGGUGAGGAACCUUUCUAUUUGAUGAGGUUCUUCACACACUCAUGUGUCUAUUUUAAACAUGGUUCCUACACAGCAUUGCCUAAAGCCUUCUUGGUAGUACCUUUAGUUUAGGAGUGUAGUUUACUGUCAUUUUUUAAUGUAACAUACAGUUAAACAUGUCCAUCCUACACAAUGUAAAUAUUGUAAAGUGUUUAAUAAAUAUCUAUUUAUCAAAA
Messenger RNA from Astyanax mexicanus (Mexican tetra), 1630 nucleotides. Its product is annotated as RING-HC_RNF170 domain-containing protein. Gene Ontology annotation, molecular function: ubiquitin protein ligase activity; metal ion binding. Lineage: Eukaryota; Metazoa; Chordata; Actinopteri; Characiformes; Acestrorhamphidae. The transcript is spliced from 6 exons. The record is from RefSeq and is a predicted model, not a curated record. The coding region runs from base 143 to 829 and encodes 228 amino acids.